This is a messenger RNA of Aspergillus ochraceoroseus IBT 24754, 1911 nucleotides long. RefSeq lists its product as uncharacterized. The transcript has 3 exons. Lineage: Eukaryota; Fungi; Ascomycota; Eurotiomycetes; Eurotiales; Aspergillaceae. The record is from RefSeq and is a predicted model, not a curated record. Bases 1 to 1911 code for a protein of 636 amino acids.
AUGGAUUCCAACGGCACUUUUGCCCGUAGUUUCGACGAAUCUCUAACACGCGAACUACCUCAUCCCCGCAUCGCUCCUCUUCGUGAGCCGGUCUCAUCCCGCAUCCUCAGCGUUCCCUUACCCCUCGAGCCCAAUGCGAGUGGGGUCCGGGACCCAAAUUCGAUUUCAAAGACCAGCAAUUCCGCUAGAAAUUUGCCCCCACGGAAUGAACAGAGUCCCGAGGUACCAGAAGGUACAAGCGCUGCUCGCUCAAAGAAGAACGACUUCUCCGCGGACCCCCUGUUGGAGCCACCUCCACGGCCAAUCCUUCCGGCGUUUGUCAACCUCCGUGCUCUUGAACGAUUCCCGUAUUCCUCUUUUGACGAUGACGGCCUACAUUCUCGGAAACGGCGACGUGUGGAUGUUCAUGGGGAUUCUUUUGGAGAGCACUUGCAGCUCCCGAUACCCCAGACACAGAAGGAGCAGCGACCUCCGCCGUUCGGGCCGUUUGCUAUUCUCAAUGGACUUAACGAGCCUCCUCCUAACGCGGCUUUGCUUCCACCCAUCGAGGCCGGCUCGAUUACCCAGCUCCUGACUAAACCCUCGCGAGAUAGUAUUCUCGUGGAGCCAACUCUCUUGGUUACCAUCCCCAUCUCGGAUAGUCAGACUGGGGAAAGAAGAGAAGGGCGGAUUGAGGAUAUUUUGGCUACGCCUAUUGUUGAAAAGCUUGCAGAGCCAGACAAUGCCAGCCUAGAGAAUACGAUCUUGACCAAUUCUAAGACUCAUCAGCCAAAUGCCGAUAAAAGCCAACCUGACGUGGAGAAAGAGCCACCGUCCGCAGAGAAAUGCGAUGAACCAAUUUCUCCUAAAACGAGAGGCCGUUCGCGGAAGAAUCUUCGCAAGUGGACCGAUGAGGAGACCAUAGCACUGCUCCGUGGUGUUGUGAAGUGUGGUAUUGGCAAUUGGACGGCAAUAUUGGCGCAACCAGAGCUGAAGUUCAACAGGCGGAGUGCGUCGAACUUGAAAGAUAGGUUUCGUGUCUGCUGUCCCUGGGCCUACCGGGCUUCCGACCCGAAUGAAGCGACGCGACAACUUCGGGACGCUCUCACCAGCUCCUUAUCACGGACCGAAACCGAUGGUUUGAGCGGCAGUGGUGGGAAACUCCGUCUUCCCCAACCACAAUCAACCGAUUCCGAAUCGCGUUCGAUAGUGAAAGGUUCAAACUUCUCUGGAAACGACUGCUCGUCUUCGAGUUUCUCCUCAACCAACGAGGCGGGGCCAGAAUCUCCAAAGUCCCGCUCUAGAAUUAGCUCAUCGUUCAAAACUACCCCAAUCCUGUCCAGUAAAUCUAGAUCUGCCUUGGUGUCCCUGGGAAUCCCUGAGCCACAUUUUGCCACAAAAUCCCGGCGCCGUUCACGCCGCCUGUUCACUGCAUCCGAGGAUGAAGCCUUGCUGAAGGGAUACGCAGUUCACGGGUUUCAAUGGACACUGAUCCAGCAAGACAAACGCCUAAACCUCGACCAUCGAAGGGCAACUGAUUUACGGGACCGAUUCCGGACUAAAUUCCCUCACGCAUACCGGGAUGGGGGCUCGGUAAACGGAAGAAAUCUGCAUACCGAGACAAAAGAUGCCAUCCUAAAAGACGGAUCCACUCGCCCCCCUGGCAACAAGCAAAGCCCCCUGGACCUCGACCGUAUGCCAUCCGAUGAUCGUCCAGAAAAGUCCUCUAAACUAGAUCAGGCUCCUACGGGGGUUGUAGAUACAGCUCUUCCAUCUCCCGUACCGCCCCAAGGGCCACCCGAGAGCUCCACGGCUGCACCCGCUGGUGCCUUCUCAUUUUCGCUGGACGAGAACGCGACGAAUAAUGCAAGCGUAGACACUUCGUGGACAGCUAACACUCUACCACCGUUGCUCUGGGAGGAUCUCACCUAG